Molecule: messenger RNA, 1221 nt
Organism: Pyricularia grisea
Lineage: Eukaryota; Fungi; Ascomycota; Sordariomycetes; Magnaporthales; Pyriculariaceae
Exons: 2
Coding region: 29-958 (309 amino acids)
Source: RefSeq, a predicted model, not a curated record
CAACAAAGUACCACAUUCGUCCACUUUCAUGUCCAUCGCAUUGAUUAAUCGCUCGACAUUUGCAAUCGUUAGAGUCUCCCGACGAUUCAGACACAUCAACUGCUUAAUUUCCUCUUAUCGCAGUGUUUCUUUCGGCAACUACUUUAUCAUGCCCACAGACCCAGCCUCAUCCCCCGCACAUCAGCUGCUAAAGCCGCUGGUCAAUGGGCAGGACGCAACAAAAUCUAAUGCAGGUGGUAUUGACGUCACCAAAGUCGUUUCUGAGCUCUCAGACGCCGCCCGGGCAGCAGAGAACAAUGUCGAGGACUUUGUCUACAAAACGUGGACAGACUUGUUCGAGAUUGCUGGACAGAUUGACUAUGGCAACAACGCUGCACAAGACGAUCUCGUCAAGGUCUUGAGUGAGCUGCGUGGCACGUCUGUAACUGGCUCGGGAGGCAAGACCCUGGCCGUUAAGGACGCUGGCGAGGUCUGGAACGACCUUCCUACUUUUGGAUGGGUGGCUAGGGAGAUUUGGAAUUUUGAUAUACAAGACCCGGACAACAAACCUGAAGAUAUCAACAAAUUCAACAACCAAUCUGCCUUUUUGGCACGCCUUACUGCACUUGCUCAUAGCGAAGGUACCACCAAAUCCCCGCUGGACUACAGCCUUUACGCACUUUGGUCUUUCCGUGAUGCUUUCGAGCAGUCAUCGCAGACUCUGGCUGCUGCCAAGAACUCUGCAAUCUGGAUCAACUACGCCUCAGAUGCCCUGCAGGAUUUGGCUUCCAAGAAUCAGGACUUAAGUGACAACAUUGGAAGCGCAGGCCCAGAGUAUAGGUCUAAGGGGUGGAAGGGUUUCAACCAGGAGCGGUGGGGUGUGUGGAAACAAGGCUUUCAGAAUGCACUUCAAAAAGUGGGCGCCGAGGCAGACCAAGAUACUCGGGAUCUGCUCAAGAAGGCAGUUGACCGCAUGUAAGGCCCGGUUCACACCAGUAGUGGCACUCUGUCAUGGAUUUCGAAACCACCAAUUAGUCAAUGUGCGACUUCCGUUUUCUCUGGAUAUUUGCAUGCAUCUAGAUAUCCUUACAGAUAUCUCGGCAUGGAUGCAUUUAACCAGAUUUACCCAUGAUGCAAACUCUGCAAUGACAUUUGUUCGGUUUCUAUGCUGUAUCAACACAACCUAGAGGGAGGGAAUUUUGUAGCCCAAGAGCACAUCGCACUACCCUAUUAUAUUUCCGC